AGGAGGGGUCUGCUGGUUUCCUACGUCCCUCUCCCCUCUCACUCUAAACUGAUUUUAAAUCCCAUGCAGUGAGGACUGCACAGAGUCUCUCAGUGUCUGAGGAGGGAAAAUCACUACAUUAUUUAUAUUGCUGUGGGUUCUUCAAAUAAUUUACUGUCCCCUCUUAUCUCCCCCACUCCCCUUCUCCUCUUGCACAUCUGUAUCCAAAAUCCUGAGUGCAAACACUUUAAGUCCACUGGCGUUUACUUAUCUGACCCCAUAAACACAAACUGACAACAAGAAGGGUCUUUUUCAUUACUCCGUGAACUCACCGAAAGGGACAAGGAUGUCCGAAUUAUCCGUCAAUGACCAUUUGGAGGGGAUCCUGUCAGACUUUGAAGCCCUAAAAAGGUCUUUUGAUAUGGAGGAUGUUGAUGACACACCUGUGUUUUCACCAACGUCUCCACUAAACUCUCCCUUCAUCCCGAACCAGAUGUCUGUAAUUCGAUCAACUAAUGGGGACAGUCGGAUAUCUACUGGGUCAAACCAGCCACUUUAUCAAUCCCGUAUAAGUAUAAGUUCAAGUUGUAGUCCAGCACAAAGUCCAGUUCUCAGAACCCGAAUAACCAGCAGUUUAUCUUUUAACCGUGGAACAACGCAGAUGGCCAAAAGCAAUGGAAGCACAGGACAAGGUCUUACCCGUGUGUCUUCUUUUCAAACUCAUCUCAAUCCCAGUGGUUGCUCCUCAUCUGGGCAUGGAAGUGACAGUGAGAGUCUCCACAGUUCCACCUCCAGCUUAGAGUGCCCACCAGCUACUAAACCUUUUCAGCAGUUACGCUCUACUCGUACUUCACUGGACCAAACAAGCACAGGAAUAGCUGUUUCCAAAGUGACCAGUCCUGUACUUAAGAAAUUCUCUUCUCAUGGCAGUGUUUUUCACUCUGAGGUUGAACGACAUGGAGUUCGCUUGGUGCCAGUGGCUAACAACAACCACAACUCUCUGCCCUCCCUUGACCUGCAUAUUGCAGAAGACCAAGUACCUGAUCUAGUCCCUUCCCCAGAUGCAGGAUACCCCCCAUCAGAAGGUUGGAGCUCCCCUACUCCAGCUUACAAAAGGCAGUCAUCUAGGAACAAUAAGCCAGUAAGUAGAGAGCCUUCAUUUUCUUCCUCUUCGUCCUCUUCUUCACCACCUACGGAUGCUCCAAUUAGCUGCACCCUGGCAUCUUCUCCAUCCCCACCACCAGUUUUUGGGCCUUUGCAACCAAGUGCCUUCCAAAAAAUCCCUGUCAACCUCCAAGGAUCGGUGGGGAAAUCUUAUAAUGGACCUAGCUCAGAACAAGUUACUAGACCAUUACCAAGGACACAGCUGAGAGUCAACCUCCAUACCACAACUAACCAGGCAUCUCAUGUAACAAAGGAAAAAACUGAAGCAACUCCGACAUGGCAACCUCAGAUAAUACCUCAUGGAAAAACAGCAUCUGGUCAGUCUUUCAUUCCUCAGAUGUCACCAUUCUCUGGCUCACGCAAGCUUGUACAAUUGGCCCGACACGGAUCUCUUCAAGAGCCAAACAGCCAAACUGUAAAACAAACGGAGACAUUCACUUCCAAUGACAGACUUAGAUCUAUGAUGCAGAGAGCCAGUUCUUUCGGUAAGUCAGAUAGUGUCUCACUGAAGAAUUCAUUUUUCCGUGAUGCUAAAACAAGUGAAACAUCUACCGGUUGUAUGGUUGACUCUGUAAAGAAUGUUCAAGAUAAAAGUGGCUAUGAAAAGUCAUCACUCUCUACAAGGAUUCAAGGACUUGGAUCUCCAGCGUCUAACUCCUGUCAUCAAGAUAAUUUAGCAAGCCAAAGGGUGUUAGUAGAAUCCAGGAAUGGAGCUCCUCCUCUUAACCACUGCCUUCAAAACAUACCUCAAAAUGAAGUGAUGCCACAGACCCACAAAAUGGAUACUGUCCACGGUUCCCCUUCCCCCUUAAAAUUCUCAGAAAACAUGGAGCAAACAGAAGAGCAGAUCACAGACUCUGGAUUAGAAGAUCAUAGCCCUACUAUUGGCAGCCCAAGCACUAGAAUGGAGACGCUCGGCUCUAUGCACCCUGGAGUACAAAUGCCUGAAGAUUACGAGGAAUUGGGCCGGGAACCUUUUGGUUAUGUGGGCAUUGACUCUGUGCUUGACCAGAUGAGAAGGAAAGCCGUGAAAAACGGCUUUGAGUUUAACAUCAUGGUGGUAGGUCAGAGUGGUUUAGGGAAGUCUACCCUGGUCAACACUCUCUUUAAGUCCAAAGUGAUCCGAAAUAUUCCUGGUGCUGGCAUCCCCAAAACACUAGAAUUGAAAGCUGUUAGUCACGUUAUUGAAGAGAGAGGCAUACAGAUGAGGCUCACGGUUAUUGACACCCCGGGAUUUGGAGAUCAGAUUAAUAAUCAAAACUGUUGGGACCCGAUCAUUAAGUACAUUCAUGAGCAAUAUGAGAAAUACCUGAGAGAAGAAAUUCUUGUAAAUCGCAAACGUCGAAUCCCGGACUCUCGAAUUCACAGCUGUAUCUACUUCAUUCCUCCAACUGGGCACUGGUUGCGACCGCUGGAUUUAGAGUUCAUGAAGCGUCUCAGUCGUAUAGUGAACGUUGUUCCUGUCAUUGCAAAAUCAGACACUCUGACCCUUGAAGAAAGAGAAGAGUUUAAACAGCGAAUAAGGAAAGACCUGCAGACUCAUAGCAUCAGUGUGUAUCCCCAGAAAGAGUUGGAUGAGGACCCAUCAGAUACAUUAUUCAAUGACAAAAUUCGGGAAAAAAUUCCUUUUGCUGUGGUAGGAACUGACGAAGAGCACCAGGUCAACGGGAAAAAGGUCCUAGGUCGUAAAACAAAAUGGGGUAUCGUAGAAGUUGAGAACACGGCACACUGUGAAUUUGCUAACCUCAGAGAUUUACUGAUCAGAUCCAACUUGCAGGAUCUUAAAGACAUAACCCACAAUAUCCAUUAUGAGACAUACAGAGUCAGCCGGUUGAACGAGAAAGUUCAGCAGAGUCCAUUGCACGCAAAAGAACAGCUUGUCUUGUGAACUUCCUGGGAGAUCCUCAGAACCAACAACUUGCCUUCUGAUUGGACAUUUAUAAUACAUAACUGAAAAAUCACUGAAAACCAAUCCGCUGCCUAUACCUGAAACAAGUGAACACUCGAGGAAAAAAAACGAAGAACACCCUGUAUAAGAACUUAACAACACCAGCUUAUCACACAGAUUUGACUUACCUACUACUAAUAUGCCCCAGAUAAAGCUACGUACUGCCUGUUUAUCACACAUAUCAAUUUAUAUGUUGUAAAUCUGUUGCAAAACAAGUUACUGCCAGUUUAAGGUACAUACCAAUGCAAUCCCACAAACAAAUCUCAUAUCUACCUUUAGCACUUGACAGCAUAAAAGCCAUGUAUUCCUGGAGUCAUUCUGAAGUAAUCAAUGACUCCAGACUAGUCAUCAGAAGCCAUCCUGAAGUUUGCCCACAGGCUGAAAUAUUUAAAUGAGAUGACUCUAGAGUCAAUCACUGGCUGUUCUUGCUUGUGAAGUAAUCAGUAAGGUAAUCUGCUAAUCAUUCUGAAGUCAUCACCCAGAAUUGUUUUACCUUAGUUGAUGACUUUACAGCCUGAUGAUGUCUGAUGAUGUGCAAAUGACUUCUAAAGUAGUUUGAUGAUCAUCAAAUGACACCAGGAUGGUCUCUAAAGAAAUCUUGUUUGUCUUAGGUACUAAAAUGCAGCCAUUUUAUAGGCUUUCUAUAGACAAACUAUCCUAUGCCAAUCAUUAGUACAGACAAGCCAAACAACAAAUGAGUUUUAUUUGCACAGCCAGACCAACAUGAUAGUAGUUCACAAUUGCCACCCAAAUGUCACAGAUAAAAGCUGACCACUUGCCAGUAAAUAACAAAGACCUUCACAUUUCAGUCAAUGACAAACCAAAUACAUGGCAAUAUAUCAUACUACCGCUACGCAUUUCACAGACAAACCAGCAACAUGCUAAUAUACUGUGCAAAUCAACCCAAUUUCACAGACAUCCAAACACAUAUAUCACACGCACCGUCCUCAUUUCUUAGACAAACCAACAAUAUGUCAAAAUAUCAUGCAAAAAAACACAUAACAAUAUAUAAUGCCAACAACACUAUUUCACAUACAUACCGACAACAUGCUAAUAUAUCAUGCAACCCAACUCCAUCUCAAAGACAGAACAAGCACGUCAACAUGAAAACCAACCCCAUUUCACAGACAAACAGACCACAUUAAAAUAUAUCACACGACAAACCAACAGUUUUGGCAAUUUGUUGUGCAAACCAAAUACAUAACAAUAUAUAAUUUCAAAGUCAAACCAGCAACAUGCUAAUAUAUCAUACAAAUUAACUACGUCACAUGACAAUAUGACAUAUGGACAAAAAACUAACUGUGACGCACAGACCAGCCAAAACCAAUGACACACAAACUUACUCUACACAGUACCAUUCUACAUGCCAGCUUCAUUCCACAGUGUAUACUGAUCACCACAAAAUCAAUACAAUACAGCACUGCAAUCAGUCCCAUGGCACUGAUAAGAUAUCACUGAAACGCGUAUUUAAAACAGGUGUAAAUUCAAACUGAUUUGGAGCCAUGCCAGACUAUAUAAAAGCAAACCACCCCAAAAUCAAUCAUAUCUCAACGCUCAAACCACGUUUUUUCAUAUUCCUAACACUGCAACCAAAUUCCACAGCACUGCUAAGCAAUAAUGUAUAUUGUUACUGUAUGUGCCUGCUGAUAAAAACUCUUUCUGCAUAUUACCUUGAGUUUUUAUAGGCACGAUUAGGUUGUUUUUGUCUUUCUUAGGUACAAUUUUUUUUACAUAAAGGACCAAGACUGUAUCUAUUAUGCAUCAUUAUUGAAAAAAAAGGCAGUUUGGAAUAGGUUUAAAAAAUAGAGGAUAUAUAGGCGUUUUAGCCAAUUAAAUAUCGAUGGUGAAGGUGUGAAAAAAUACUUAUGUUAAGAAGUGAGACUUCAGAAAAGAGACAAGAGAAUUAUUUGUUAUUGGAGAGUAAAAAAACAUUUAUAUAUAAUGUUAUAUCACAGAUUUUCAAAUAUUUUUAACAAUGUAUUUACAAAAUGAGACACGUUUCAAAUUGUCUGUUUCUUAUGUAUAGCUGUAUCAGAUUUGUAUGUUACCUGCUUGCUUUUUUUUAUCAUUAUUAUUUUUUUAUUUGUUUUUAUCAAUGUAACUUUAAAGUUCCAGUGUUUGGAAUUGUCCAUAAUAAACAUAUUACAGAUCUGAAAGAA
Molecule: messenger RNA, 5250 nt
Organism: Bombina bombina (fire-bellied toad)
Lineage: Eukaryota; Metazoa; Chordata; Amphibia; Anura; Bombinatoridae
Gene: SEPTIN12
Product: septin 12
Exons: 11
Coding region: 326-3031 (901 amino acids)
Biological process (GO): cytoskeleton-dependent cytokinesis
Cellular component (GO): septin complex; microtubule cytoskeleton; septin ring
Molecular function (GO): molecular adaptor activity; GTP binding; GTPase activity
Source: RefSeq, a predicted model, not a curated record